This is a messenger RNA of Xenopus laevis (African clawed frog), 3201 nucleotides long. RefSeq lists its product as uncharacterized. The transcript has 14 exons. Bases 489 to 2189 code for a protein of 566 amino acids. The record is from RefSeq and is a predicted model, not a curated record. Lineage: Eukaryota; Metazoa; Chordata; Amphibia; Anura; Pipidae.
UCUGCGUAAUUAAAAGUAAUUCAGUGCCGCGCAGGUAAUCAUUAUCAAUGCCCGCUCGCCUGUGGGCAGCUGCCUCAGAAAUUUCAACGUAAACAGACAAAGCCAAACGCUUCUGCUACCCCUUUACUUUGACAGGCAGCUUCGAACAAUACGACGAACACGGUACCGAACAAGAUAAGGGCCCGAUAAAGUUCACUGAAUUAUUAGUCCCUAUAAGAGCGGACAAGUCUAGAAGUUUUACACUACGCGAACGCCGAGAAAUCUGACUCAUAUAUGAGGUAGAGAAAGCCGGAGGAAACCGGAUGUCAGGUGACCCAGAAUGGCAGUCAGCUGAUCAAGUGCUACUCCCAGAAUAGUUGCGGCUCACCAGUUGUUGUACCCAAAGAAUUACCGCACAGUGCCAGUGCCACACACAACAAAUGAGUCACUCAUCCGAAGUGGGGAUCUGCUAAGAGACUCCCAGCGCUGAAUGUUUCCCGCUGACGAACAUGGAUUCUCUGCGCAGGAGUCGCAGUCUGAGUGACAGCCCCAAGUUAACCUCUGAGCGCCAGCGCCUUCUGUCCCCAUCUCCUAACUAUGGUACCCGACUUUGUGAGUUCCCCAGCCCUGAGGAGAUACAGCUCCGCCGACGACUCAAGUACUUCUUCAUGAGCCCAUGUGAUAAGUUUCGUGCCAAGGGUAGAAAGCCUUACAAGCUGGGUCUACAGUUACUAAAGAUCAUGUUUGUCACUGUGCAGCUGAUCUUGUUUGGACUCAGCAAUCAAAUGGUUGUCCAGUUUAAGGAGGAGAAUACAGAGGCCUUUAAACACCUGUUCCUUAAGGAUUAUACUGAUGAUGCUGAUAAAACCUAUGCUAUAUACACUCAGGAGGAUGUCUAUGAACACCUUUACUAUGCUGUGGAGCAGUACUUCUCACUGUCUAAUCAGACGACUGCUCGAUAUGCGUAUACUCAACAUUUCAACCAAUCCGCUCUCUCCGUGUGCCAGCAAUAUUACCGUAAAGGCCAUAUUGACCCAGCUAAUGACACCUUUAAUAUUGAUCCCCAGAUCAUCACAAGCUGCUUGUUUUUGGAUCCUGCAGAGCCAAGCCAAAACUACAAGAAUUUUACAAUUAAGUUUCACAAGCUAAUUAAUCUGACUGUGCAGUUCCAGUUAAAGGCUAUUAAUAUACAAACAAUAAUUAAUAAUGAGAUUCCAGACUGCUACACAUUUACUAUCACAAUUUUAUUUGAUAAUAAAGCACACAGCGGAAAAGUCAAGAUCCAGCUAGAUAAUGAUGCAACAAUCAAACAAUGCAAAGAUCCAAGUGUAUAUGGCCGAGGUGAUAAUCACUCUCGGCUGGCCUUUGAUGUCUUAGUGAUUCUUAGCUGCAUUCUUUCUUUUGUCCUGUGUGCACGAUCCAUUAUACGAGGCUUGCUUUUACAGCAUGAAUUUGCUCGGUUUGUGCAAUAUCGUCACAGUCUCACCAUAUCUAUCUCUGACCGUCUGGAGUUUGUGAAUGGCUGGUAUCUGCUGCUUAUCAUCAGUGAUGUCCUUACUGUGUCAGGCACAGUCAUGAAAAUCGGAAUUGAGUCUAAGACAUUUGCAAGCUAUGAUGUGUGCAGCAUCCUAUUGGGGACCUCAACUCUUCUUGUCUGGGUUGGAGUAAUCAGAUACCUAAGCUUUUUCCAGAAAUACAAUAUCCUCAUAGUCACACUAAGAGUUGCCCUCCCUAAUGUGAUCCGUUUCUGUUGUUGUGUCGCUGUGAUCUACUUGGGGUAUUGUUUUUGUGGGUGGAUUGUGCUGGGUCCCUAUCAUGUUAAGUUCCGCACACUCUCAAUGGUGUCCGAGUGCCUCUUCUCCCUUAUUAAUGGUGAUGACAUGUUUGUCACCUUUUCCGAAAUGCAAAAUAGCAGCUACUUGGUGUGGGCUUUCAGUCAACUCUACUUAUACACCUUUAUCAGCCUUUUUAUAUACAUGGUACUAAGUCUUUUCAUUGCCUUAAUUACUGGAGCCUAUGAAACUAUUAAGUGUCAGAAUUCAGGUGAUCCUAGUGGAGGCAAUGACAAUGCACUUUAUCAGUACAUAGCAGAAUGCAAAGACAGUCCCAGCUCUGGGAAAUUCCGCUCAGCAAACAGCACAGGUUGCUCUAUGUUUUGCUGCUGUACUCAACCGACCCAUUGUGAGGAAGAUUCAGCAGUCAUUAACUGAUGUCUACCAAUGCCACAUUCCUCUUGACUAGGGUGCUGCUGGAUUCUGAAUAGUGGGUGCUGUUGAUUUUAAUGCUAGAGUCCAGUGACUAUAUAUUCCACUGCAUUUAAGAAUGGUUUUUAUGGUGAGAUUGAAUGUGUUUUGGCCCAGCAUUCUGUAGAGCUUUUGGGGACUAGUUUACUACCUUUUUAAGCUGAUAUGCAAUUUAUAAGCCAUUUAUUUAUGUCAAAGCAGUGUGACCCCAAAGCUUGUCUAGUAUGAGCAUAUGACCAAGGGCCAGUAAGUGAGAGGCUUUCAGCUCACAUACCAACAGUCUCUUGUGGGGUUGCUGCUAACUACAGGUAUCCAUUAUUUAUAGAUUUAAAAGUAUAUAUUUUAUGAAGGUUUUUAAUUAUGGAGGAUAGUUUUUUAUGAAGGCGAGGAUGCGUGAAUGACUAAUGUCAGACAGAUAUACAUGGGAGGUAGGAGAAAUGUAAGUAAAAUAAAUAAAGGGAAUAGAAAGAGGGGUACAUUUGACUGGUUAUGAGUGAAUGAAAAAAAAGUGAAUGUAGAGUGAAAGUGUGUAUCUGGGAGAGAUACUGAUUGGUUUAUAAGACACAACCUCCCAGAUGCAGUACAAGUCAUCAAGGUGAUUUCAUGGUGCUGCUACCAAUUGCUUUAAGCAAGUGACACUUUUCUGUGGUUUUUUUUUUUUUUUACUCCAUGUUGUUUUUUUAACUAUUGUCUUGUACUAGAUUUAAAAUAAAAGUGUCACAGACGAUUCCAUGGAUAUUUGCAUCCAUAGUGUGGAAUCAAUGUCUAUUUUUUUCUGUUAAAUCAGAUAAAUGUGAUGCACGUGUAUGGACUUUUCCCUUUACUGCAGCUGUACAGUUGUGUAAAUACAGUAUGCUGCCAUAUUGGCCCUGUUUUGUUUGGUUUUAAAGAACUUCUACAACAUUCUACUACUGAUAAGAACAACACCAAAUAUUUAAUUACUUCAUAUAGAUUUAAAUAAAAUGUACUUAAACCCUCA